Molecule: messenger RNA, 2041 nt
Organism: Cuscuta europaea
Lineage: Eukaryota; Viridiplantae; Streptophyta; Magnoliopsida; Solanales; Convolvulaceae
Source: the annotation of a GenBank genome assembly
GCUCUCUCAAUCUUUCCCGCUAAAGGUAGUGCUUUUCCCUGAAAAUGUGUCCUUAGCAAUCUUUUUCUUGACCUUCAACUAUCCUCUAAAUUUCUCUUCCGCCGCCAACAUGGGUUUGCUAUUUCCUUUUAGUGCAACACUGUACCGUCCUCUUUGUAGCUAAAAUCUGCAGCUUCGUCUUCUAUCUUCCGCCUAGGAACAUCAAGAUUCUUCUAUUCCAUUGACUCCGAUUCACACAAGGUACCAGGAUACGUAUUUAGUUGUUAGAGGUGACUUUGAAGAUUGAUUUUGCUAGGAAGCACUUCAGAAGCCUCAUCAAUAGAAUGGUAGAUAAAGUGUUUUCUUUGAACUUCAUCACUGGUGGAACAUUUCUGAAGACCAAAUACUCUGGUGGAUAUCAUAGGAAGGUUAAAGAUGCUAUUGACAUGGAGAUAUUUUCAUAUGGUGUCCUGAUGGAAUAUGUGAAGGAGGACUGCUUGUUCGAAGAAAUUGGAGGUGUUUAUGUUCCCAAUUUGAACAGAUUCGGAUGGAAACCGCUUACAAACGAUAGUGAUGUUCUGAAUUAUGUGCUUGCACGUGAAAAGGAUGAUGUUAUUCACUUUUGGAUUGACCAUGUAGCUGAUGAAGAAAUCCCUCCAAUGGAUCAGAAUCAACCACAUGUGAUUGUAAGACCAAGAAAGUGUAUCUUAACAGGAUCAAAUAAUCCAGCAAAGACAAAUAUUUGCAUUCUAAAGUCUGUUCAAGAUGACUUGCCUCUUGGUGAAGAUGAUAUGAUUCCAUUCAAGACAAAAUCAUAUGAACAAACCAGAUUGGAAAAUAUCGAAGCUAACAAUCAACGCUUGACUGCACUUGGGCUGCGUAAGUUAUCAGUAGAAUUGGAUUCUCGUGGUCUAGAGAAGGAAAAGAAAAGAAAACAAAGGAGCCUAAAAGAAGGACAUCAGAAAACUAAGCUAGUAGAACUUGAUGGACAUCAAAAGGAAGCAUCUCACCCAAAAACGCGCUCUCGAUCCAAUGUGCUUGAAAUGCUUGAUGAAAAUGAAUGUGCAGUACCCACUUCUACACAGCUUAUUUUGCAAAAGGCAAUCAAUGAAGUAGUCAAAAAGUGCACUCGUAAAGGGCCUGCAAAAGAACGUAACGAAUCAGGAAAUGGAGAGUUAGGAUCUAUGUCAGCUUAUAUAGCUUUGAAGAAGAAAAAGAAAAUGAUUGAAGUCAAAGAUGAGGGAGAUUCGAUCGAUAUGCAAGAUACAAUAGCUCAACAAGACAAUGCUGAAAAGGGACAGGAAACACCUCAAAAAAGUACUGCAGAAAACCAACAAGCAAUCUAAAAAACCAAACAAGGAGAAACCAAGUAAAGCAGAAUUGUUUCUUGUAACGCGUAAGAGAAAGCCUGGUCAUAAGUAUGCUUCGUUAAAUGAUGUGACAGAGUUCAAAAUUGCGAGGCUUGAACAACUCGUUUCAUCCGGACCGGAAAAUAAUGAGAUGGUUGAGCAACUUAUUGGAGACUUAUCACAUGGACCAAAUUAUCUUAUAGGCAGACGUGGGAGAUCAAAGAAACGGAAGGAACCACCUCCUAACAUUUCAAAAUUAAAAGAAGAAAUGGCUGAUGAAAUGAACAAGCAAAUUCGGCAUUGCUUAGCCUUUGCUAUAACUAAAUUGGCAACCGAUAAUCCAAAUUUGAAAGUCAAUGUUGAGGAGCUUUGUGCAGCAAUGCCAUUUGGUGUUUAUAAGGACCAACUUCAAGAUGAUUCGAACUCUUCUAAUUCUAAUGAGACUGAAGCAUCUAAAGGAGAUUAAAAGAUUGAAACAUACUCAAGGUGUUGAUGGUAUGUGCUUUUUGUUCAUUAGUUAUGGAGGCUGGUUCUCAUUUUGGAUGCAAGAACAAUUAGAAGUCUUGCUAUCAAAAUUAUGGUGUUUUUUUUUUUGAAAAUUUUGGAUUGUAAUUAUUUGCUAUGAUACAUAUGAAUGGAUGAAGGAUACUUUAUUUUGAUUAAAUAUAUUGAAUUGGUAAGUAUAAUAUUUUGAAUUGCAAUUCAGGAAAUUA